This is a messenger RNA of Fonsecaea monophora, 960 nucleotides long. RefSeq lists its product as hypothetical. The record is from RefSeq and is a predicted model, not a curated record. The coding region runs from base 1 to 960 and encodes 319 amino acids. The transcript has a single exon. NCBI's taxonomy places the organism in Eukaryota, Fungi, Ascomycota, Eurotiomycetes, Chaetothyriales, Herpotrichiellaceae.
AUGAAGCCCUUCACUCUGUCGUUGACAAAUGGCGCUCAGCUUUCAGGUAUACUCGCGGUGCCGACGCGUGCGUCAAAAACUGCCGACUAUCAACCCUUGGUAGUCGCGAUACACGGCGGGACGUAUUUUUCAAAGUACUUUGACGCUGGUACAGCCACGUCCGCCACAAGGCUGGCAGAAUCACUCGGGGUGCCUUUCGUAGCCAUUGACCGUCCAGGGUACAAAGAGAGCACAGGACUUCCCCCAGUGCCUGAUGGAUCAACAUUCCUCCAGGAAGAAGGCAAAUACCUUCACCAUCAUGUCCUUCCCAAGGUAUGGCAAGAAUUCGGGCUUAGCUCUGGAGCAACCGCCGUUGUCAUCCUGGCGCACUCUUUGGGAUCCCCAGGCUCUAUCGUGGCCUCUGCCCUCCACGCAAAUGACCCUCAAUCUCAAUACCCACUCGGUGGGCUGAUCAUGUCCGGCUGGGGCACGGAACAUGGUCGUCCUCGUGAAAGUGCCAGGCACAUUAUUGAGAACGGAGUCGUCGACGGACGGAUUUUUUGGCCCUUGGAGGUGAAAGAUGGCCCCAUGUUUGGCGACCCCAAGCUGGGAAGGGCGCCUCCCGAGAUCCUAGAGAUGGGGUCCGAUUUGAACACUUCCAUGUCCCUCGGAGAGUUUGAGGACGGCACGUUCCAUUGGGCGGACUACUGGGCGGAUUAUGCAAAGGAGGUGAAGGUGCCGAUUAUGUAUGGGAUGGGCGAGCACGAUGCCUUAUGGAAGGCCUCGAGGGUGACGGUGCAGGACUUUGCACGGCACUUUACAGGAAGUCCGAGGGUCGAGAGCGGAAUCGUGCUGGGUGCGCCGCAUUGUAUCGAGCUGAGCUACUGGGGCCGCGGCUGGAUGACGAGGUGCUUGGGGUUUGCACAGGAAUGUGCAGCUGCCGAGGGAGUGAGUCGCCGACAAGCAGGAGUGAAAGUGUAG